AUGGCUGUCACAAAUUUAUCCCAGUUGCUUCAGCACAGUGCUACAGCCUUUCCCAACAAGGGAAUCACCUGUCUCCAGGAUGGUAGAACUUGCCACACGUCCUAUAGCGAUCUGUUCAGUAUUGCAGAGAUCAAUGCGGCCCAGAUUCGAAAGCUCGCAGGGCGCGGCAGUCCAAUAUUCCUGAUUCAUUUCGACAACCAUUGGGACAAUAUUGUCUGGUUCUGGUCCGUGGUUCUCGCAGGAUAUAUUCCAGCAAUGUCUACUCCAUUGGUUUCAGAUGGUGAACAGCGGGAGAAGCAUCUAUUACACCUGCACCGCCUCCUGGAAGAUCCCAUUGUAUUGACGUCAACCCGUCUCCAGAGCGAUCUAGCCACCUCAGAUUCUCAGUUCCAACUCCAAAUUCGACCGAUUGAGAAAUUUGGCGAUGAGAGUUCAGAAUGGAGUGGUACAAGCUCGUCAGUCAUGGGAAGCAGCGACAUUGCCGCUCUCAUGUUGACAUCCGGAAGUACUGGGCACGCGAAAGCUGUAACAUUACGGCAUGGCCAAAUUGUCGCUGCGCUCAAUGGAAAGAGCCAAUAUCAUGAAACGACAUCGGAGGACGUCUUUCUCAGUUGGAUUGGGAUGGACCAUGUCGCCAAUCUUACGGAAAUCCAUCUCCAUGCCAUGCAUCUGGGUGCCGACCAAGUCCAACUUCCCGCAGGAGACGUCAUCAACGAUCCGCUAUUGUUUCUGCAGCAGUGUGCGCAACACCGUGUGUCGUACACCUUCGCUCCAAACUUUUUCUUAGCAACCCUUCUUCGUAGCCUCCAAAAGGGCGAGCAGCUGUCGAGCAUGGAUCUAUCCCGCCUGCGCGCAUUGAUAUCCGGUGGCGAAGCCAACGUUGUCGAGACGUGCGACGAUCUCUCGAAGAUACUGAUGGAUUACGGUGCACCCAGGAGCCUCAUCAGGCCAGGCUUCGGUAUGACAGAAACAUGCGCCGGGUCGAUUUAUGGGAAGAACUGCCCGGAGUAUGACAUCUCGCGAGGGCUGGAAUUCGCAUCUCUUGGUUCUUGUGUUCCUGGCAUGUUUGUCAGAGUGGUGGAGAGCUCCGGCAGGGUACUGAACAGUAGCGAGGUCGGGUAUCUGGAGGUUUCCGGGCCGGUUGUGUUUAGCGGGUAUUACAACAAUUAUUCCGCAACAACCGAAGCUUUUCCGACUAAGGAAUGGUUCCGCACAGGUGAUCUCGCUUUCAUCGACGAUGCAGGCCAGCUCACCAUGACCGGCCGGGCCAAGGACACCGUGAACAUCAACGGCCUGAAGUACCCAAUCCAGGAACUGGAAACAGCAAUUGAGGAGGCUGACAUAAAAGGCCUGACGCCCAGUUACACAGCCAUAUUCCCGCAUCGUGUCAAAGGGUCUUCGACAGAAGCUAUAGUUGUUGUGUAUCUUCCCGAUUACAGCCCUGAGCAUGUGGAAACCAGGGUCAAGGUUGCAAGAAGUGUGUCGCAGUCGUCACUCGGCAAACUUUCGCGGGCUAAACUUCGUCGCGCUUUCGAGGAGGGCAAGUUCAAAGAGAUUGUGGAUAUGAACAAUCGUCUUGUUGCUGAGUACCAGCAGCACUUUUAUACCGCGCCGCGAAACAAAACCGAAGCCAAACUCCUGGACGUAGUGCGAAGCAGUUUGGACAUAGCAGAGAGCAUCAAGAUUGGUAUCGAUACCGAUUUCUCCGACUUGGGUGUGACUUCUGUUGAAAUUCUUAGGCUAAAGUCGCGCAUCGACGUUGCUCUUCGGCUUUCCAAGUCACUGCCCAUUGGCACUCUUUUAGUCAAUCGCACAAUCCGUCAACUUGGAAAGGCGAUUGCCGCGUUGCAAGAAUCGCCGUACGAGCCAAUGACCAUCUUGCAACCAGAUGGCAACAAGACCCCUCUCUGGCUGGUUCAUCCUGGAGUGGGUGAGGUCCUGAUUUUCAUCCAACUCGCACGGUACAUGACAGAUCGUCCAGUGUACGGUCUUCGAGCUCGGGGCCUUGACGGCGAGCAGCCAUUUACCAGCAUCUCUGAAGCCGUUCAGGCUUACCAUGAGUCGAUCCGCCGAACCCAACCGAAAGGCCCAUACGCCAUCGCAGGUUAUUCCUAUGGAUCCAAUCUUGCCUUUGAAGUCGCCAAGCUCAUCGAGGCAGACGGAGAUGAGGUCAAAUUUCUGGGGGCUUUUGAUCAGCCACCGCACCUCGCGGCGCGAUCUCAACAGUUCGACUGGGUGGACUGUGUGCUUUUUGUUUCCUUCUUUCUCGGUCUGAUCACCGAAGAGCAAGCGAAGCACACCCUCGGAUGUCAUUUGAGGAACUUGUCUCGGGAAGAUGCACUGUCGCAUAUUCUUGACAAUGCACCCAAAGAUCGUGUCGACGAAUUGGCCAUCACGAGGAAGAAAUUGGCCGAUUGGGCCGGUGUUGCGUUCCAGCUCAAAGUCAUAGGUCGGGAAUAUGACCCCACUGGUAAAGUAGCGAGGCUCGACUGCUUCUAUGCUGCACCACUACCCGAAGUGGCAUCUACAAUGAAAGAGUGGGAUGCUAUCAUCGCCGAGUGGGCACCCUUUGUGAAGGGCGACGUAGGGUACCAUCGUGUUGACGGUGGACACUACGACAUGAUCACGACUCAUGUGCGCUCUUUCCAGAAACGUUUGAAGCAGGUCCUAGAGGAUCGUGGGGUGUAG
Pyrenophora tritici-repentis Pt-1C-BFP is the source of this 2688-nucleotide messenger RNA. The record is from RefSeq and is a predicted model, not a curated record. Lineage: Eukaryota; Fungi; Ascomycota; Dothideomycetes; Pleosporales; Pleosporaceae.